This is a messenger RNA of Ordospora colligata OC4, 588 nucleotides long. RefSeq names its product ubiquitin-conjugating enzyme E2. Lineage: Eukaryota; Fungi; Microsporidia; Ordosporidae. The coding region runs from base 1 to 588 and encodes 195 amino acids. The transcript has a single exon. The record is from RefSeq and is a predicted model, not a curated record.
AUGUUGUCACCUGGUGCAUACAAGCGGCUACUGAAAGAAGAGGAGAUGCUGGAGAAGUCUGCAGAUGAUGAAGGCAAGCUUUUUAAGGCGUAUCCGUCUGUCCACAAGAGAGAGAAGAACUACAAAGCGUGGGACAUAUACUUUACACUUGGAGGAGAUUCAUUAUAUUCAGGAAGGAUUGUUAAGGCACAAAUGGAGUUUCCUGACUGCUAUCCGCUUCAGCCGCCGAAGUUGACGUUUGUGUCACGAAUGUUCCAUCCGAAUAUAUAUGAGAACGGGCAGAUGUGUAUAUCGAUUCUUGAGGAAGACAUUCCGGAUCCUACAGGUUACGGCGAUUCGAAAGACAAGUGGGCGCCAGUGCAGAAUAUUAGGACGAUUUUGUUGUCGAUUGUGAUCAUUCUUAAUGAGCCGAAUAGAUCGUCACCUGCAAAUGUGGAGGCGUCUGUGAUGUCGAGGGACCAUCCUGAUGAUUAUGCCAAAAAGGUGAUCAAGAUAGCAAGGGAGGAGCAUCAGAAGCUGUUGAUUUCAGACCAAAGGGCCAAGGAAAUAUCACUAAAGAUGGAGGUAGAUGAUCAAGAUGAGCAAUGA